This is a messenger RNA of Galendromus occidentalis (western predatory mite), 1002 nucleotides long. RefSeq lists its product as uncharacterized. The coding region runs from base 1 to 1002 and encodes 333 amino acids. The transcript has 2 exons. Lineage: Eukaryota; Metazoa; Arthropoda; Arachnida; Mesostigmata; Phytoseiidae. The record is from RefSeq and is a predicted model, not a curated record.
AUGUCGAACAUUCCAGCACCGCCACCGUUCUUGGCGUCGCCCGGGGAACCAACCAUACCAUGGGAAGACUGGUUCGAAGUCUUCUCGAGUUACCUGGUGGCACGAGGUGACGUGGUGCAAGACGAUAGGAAACAAGCGCUGCUCAUGUGCUGUCUCGGUAUCGAGGGCCAAGCGCAGUACAGAGCCAUCAGGGAUCGACCGGUGGCGACAUCCGACGGCCAGCCGUUACCAACAGAGUACGACAGAAUGAAGGCUCGGCUGGCGAUUCGAUUCAGUGACACGAAGGGAUUGACGGCCAUUCGGUUCGAAUUCCGUAAUCGUCGUCAACUACCAGGCGAGCCGGUGAUGGAGUUUGUGGCUGCAUUGCGUCGGCUAAUCACGAAAUGUGCGUUUGUGAAUUAUGGACCAGAUCAAGCUCUGAAGGAACAGAUAGUCAUCGGCUUGGCGGAUGCGAAGAUGAGGGAGCGCUUACUCAUGGAUGGAGAUAAUUACGAGGUUGAACAGGUGAUAAACUCGGCGCUGAGAAUGGAGAAAUCGGCGAAAGAGGCUGGGAUGUUAGCGGAGGUCCCCUCAGAGGCAGUCCUCGCGAUUGAAAAGACGAAUUCACGGCCAGUGGAUCGAUGUUCGAACUGUAGGAGAUUGGACCAUGAUUCGUCAUCAGCAGCGUGCCCGGCGAGAGAAGCGUCGUGCCGAGCGUGUCAACUCAAAGGACACUAUGCGGGAUGCUGUCCGGCGCUGAAGAAAGCGAAUACGAGCAAGGUCAGGAAUAAAUCGUCCUUCGUGUAUGCUUUGUCUCGUGAUUCUGGCGAAUUGAGCAUUGAGAUCAAACUGAACGAUCGAAAAGUGAAAUUCCUUGUCGACACAGGAGCAGGAGUCAGUAUCGUUCAGCGGGAUUUAGUUCGGAAUCGAUUGGGUGAUCUCCGAAAGUGUGAAAGAAGUCUGAGAACAUAUUCGGGGGAACCGAUCGAAAUCUUAGGAGUAUUGAAGUGUCGAGAAGAUUGA